Molecule: messenger RNA, 579 nt
Organism: Limanda limanda (common dab)
Lineage: Eukaryota; Metazoa; Chordata; Actinopteri; Pleuronectiformes; Pleuronectidae
Product: ras-related C3 botulinum toxin substrate 3
Exons: 6
Coding region: 1-579 (192 amino acids)
Biological process (GO): establishment or maintenance of cell polarity; regulation of actin cytoskeleton organization; actin filament organization
Cellular component (GO): cell projection; cytoplasmic vesicle; cell cortex
Molecular function (GO): GTPase activity; protein kinase binding; GTP binding
Source: RefSeq, a predicted model, not a curated record
AUGCAGGCUAUCAAAUGUGUGGUGGUCGGCGACGGGGCUGUUGGUAAGACCUGUCUGCUGAUUAGCUACACCACCAAUGCCUUCCCUGGUGAAUACAUUCCUACUGUCUUUGACAACUACUCUGCAAAUGUGAUGGUUGAUGGGAAACCAGUGAAUCUUGGUCUCUGGGAUACAGCAGGACAGGAGGACUACGAUAGGCUAAGACCACUGUCUUACCCACAGACGGAUGUGUUCUUGAUAUGCUUCUCCCUGGUCAGUCCGGCCUCCUUUGAGAACGUCCGAGCUAAGUGGUACCCUGAGGUGAGACACCAUUGCCCCAACACACCCAUCAUCCUGGUGGGCACAAAGCUAGAUUUGCGAGAUGACAAGGAUACCAUUGAGAGGCUGCGAGACAAGAAGCUUUCUCCCAUUACUUACCCGCAGGGCCUGGCCAUGGCAAGAGAGAUUGGGGCUGUGAAGUACCUGGAGUGCUCUGCGCUGACCCAGCGAGGCCUGAAGACCGUAUUCGAUGAGGCCAUCCGAGCUGUGCUCUGCCCUCCACCAGUAAAGAAAAGGGGGAAAAGGUGUACCAUGUUUUGA